AUGUCACAAAACUAUUACGCACCACAAGGUGAAAACAAGUCCUAUUAUGACCAAGGCCAUAAUCAACAGGGAUACAAUGUCAACGCUCCACAACAGUCCUACUACCCUCAGGGAGGCUACCAACAAGGUUAUGACCAGAGAGGAAUGCCCCCAGGUGGAGGUUAUCAACAACAAGGUGGUUAUCAACAAGGAGGUUAUCAACAAGGCUACCAGCAAGGCUACGGAGGACCUCCACCUCAAGGUGGCUACUACCAACAGGGUCAGCCAGUUAUUGUCCAGCAACAAAACCCUGCUGCUGAUAACUCUAGUUGCUGUCUUGCCUGUCUGGCAUCCAUGUGUUUCUGUCUAGCUCUUGAUGCCAUUUUUUAA
This is a messenger RNA of Magnusiomyces paraingens, 369 nucleotides long. RefSeq lists its product as uncharacterized. The record is from RefSeq and is a predicted model, not a curated record. The transcript has 2 exons. NCBI's taxonomy places the organism in Eukaryota, Fungi, Ascomycota, Dipodascomycetes, Dipodascales, Dipodascaceae. Bases 1 to 369 code for a protein of 122 amino acids.